AUGCUGCUGCGUCCCGCCGCGGCCCCCGGGAGCUUGCAGCCCGAGCGGCCGGGCGGGGCCGGGCGGGGGGACCGCCGGCAGCCGCUCCGCCGCCCACCCCGGGCCCUCGGCCAAGGGCAGCCCGGGGUCGCGGCCGCAGCCCGGGGCCGCGGGCGGCGGACAAAGGGCCAUGCGGGGUCGGGGGACGCGGCGCGGAGCGCGCAGGAGUGGGGGGCCGCAGCGACGCCGCUGAGCGCGGCCCCGGGCGGGGCGGGGUCGGCCGCGAUGCCGUGGUUCCCGGUGAAGAAGAUCCGCAAGCAGAUCAAGCUGCUGCUCCUGCUGGUGCUGCUUACCUGCGCCGCGUGGCUCACGUACGUGCACCUGGGCCUGGUGCGCCAGGGCCGCGCGCUGCGCCAGCGGCUGGGCUCCGGGCGAGACGGUGAGAAGCUGAGCGGUGUGACCGACGGCCGGGGCGUCCACACUGCGCUGGCCACGCAGAGGGCAGAGGACUCCAGCGAGAGCCACGAGGAGGAGCCGGUG
Molecule: messenger RNA, 519 nt
Organism: Capra hircus (goat)
Lineage: Eukaryota; Metazoa; Chordata; Mammalia; Artiodactyla; Bovidae
Gene: B4GALNT4
Product: beta-1,4-N-acetyl-galactosaminyltransferase 4
Molecular function (GO): acetylgalactosaminyltransferase activity
Source: RefSeq, a predicted model, not a curated record